GGAAGGAUGGAAGUGUUUGGAAUCCUGGUUGGCUACUCUCCUUACAUCUCUGGAGCAAUCUCACCUUAGAGGUCUCUGUGGACAUGGGGUGCAUAAGGUUAAGGUUCCUUUUUCUUGCGCUUUUGAUCUGCUCGGUUACUCUUGCUGACUCUAUUGCAAGCGCUCGCAGUGUGGUUGAAGUUCUGACGGAGAAGAAUGGUGGUGCAAUGGGUGUCGAUGAGGAAGUACUUCCUGGCAGCACGACAAGCAGGAGCAGAUGGCUGUGGGGAAGGAAGAUGAGCGCAGAAAGGUUGGAGAAGAAGGACACAGUGGAAACAGGACCGGCAAAGAUCUCCGAAGAGAAGAUGCUUGGUUCAACAACAAAGAUGCAUGAUAAGGAUUCCAGAAGAAUUAGCAUACCUAAGCCAAGGCCAAAAGCCACUGUCAAAAAGCAUACAAAAGGGAGUUCAGGUGAGGCACUGAAGCCAAAGGCAACAGCACAAGCAGCCUCCCAUGGAUCAUCCCAUGAUCCAUUCCAGAGAAUUCAACCUAAGAAACAACUGGAUGCAGUCACUGAAAUGUUCAACAUGCUGCACAAGGACUACCAAACCAAGGCUCGCCGCAGGCCUCCCAUCAACAAUGACACUCCUUUGAAGCAUCUUGAUGCUAAGCCCUAGGCAGAAGAUGGCCUCUCUCUCUCUCU
Molecule: messenger RNA, 682 nt
Organism: Musa acuminata subsp. malaccensis (wild Malaysian banana)
Lineage: Eukaryota; Viridiplantae; Streptophyta; Magnoliopsida; Zingiberales; Musaceae
Biological process (GO): regulation of root meristem growth
Molecular function (GO): growth factor activity
Source: RefSeq, a predicted model, not a curated record